ACACUUUGAAUAAAAGAUUUUUUUUUAUUAUUUUAUUUAACUUUAGCAUAACAUAUGUGUCAUACGUGUUCAGUUCUUUAAGACAUUCCAGGAAAUGGAAACUUAUAAUCAAUUAUUAAAAACUUUGGAAGAGUUUAAUCAAUCACAUUUAUUACAAUUUUGGAAUGAACUUUCAUCCGAAGAACAGCAACAAUUAACUGAAGAUAUAAAUAAUUUAAAUUUAUGUGAGGUAACAAGAUUUUUUAAAAAAGCAAAUGAUUCCAUUGAAGAUGAGGUGAAAAAGUUAGAUGAUCGUAUGGAACCGGUACCUAGUGCACAAUAUGAAUCAUAUGCAACCACCUCGAAUGAACAACUUGAAUUGUAUCGUCAACAAGGCCUUGAAGAAAUUGCAUACGGACAUGUUGGAGUGUUGUUAAUGGCUGGUGGACAAGGUACACGACUUGGAGUGACCCAUCCAAAAGGAAUGUACGAUAUUGGUUUACCAUCGAGAAAAUCAUUAUUCCAAGUUCAAGGUGAACGAAUUAGAAAGUUACAACAAAUCGCUGAAGAGAAAACUGGACGUAAAGGUAAAAUUACUUGGUAUAUUAUGACUAGCGAGCAUACAAUGGAUCAAACUAGGAUCUUUUUUGAAAAUCAUAAAUAUUUUGGAUUGGAUAAAAAUGAUGUUGUCAUGUUUCAACAAGGAUUAUUACCAUGUUUUGAUUUUGAUGGUAAAAUUUUAUUAGAUACCAAAUCUCACGUAGCAUUAGCUCCAGAUGGUAAUGGAGGAAUUUAUCGAGCAUUAAGAAGCAGUGGAAUUUUAACUGACAUGAAAAAUCGUGGCGUUAAACACUUACAUGCGCAUAGUGUUGAUAAUAUUUUAAUAAAAGUUGCCGAUCCAAUUUUUAUUGGAUAUUGUGUUAGUAAAGACGCACAUUGUGCGGCUAAAGUUGUCCAAAAAACGUCACCAAAUGAAGCUGUUGGUGUUGUAUGCAAGGUUGAUGGAAGUUUUCAAGUUGUCGAAUAUAGUGAAAUCACUCAGAAAACAGCUGAAUUAAAAUCAUCCGAUGGUUCGUUAGUUUUUAAAGCUGGAAAUAUUUGUAAUCAUUAUUUUUCUCGAGAAUUUCUAGAAUCUGUUGCCGAUCAUCAUGAAGAUCAAAUGAAAUUACAUGUUGCCAAAAAGAAGAUACCAUAUGUCGAUGAAAAUGGUAUUCGUCAGAAACCGUUAGAACCAAAUGGUAUUAAAAUUGAGAAAUUUAUUUUCGAUGUUUUUCAAUUUACGGAUAAAUUUUUGACUUGGGAAGUACCCCGUGAAGAUGAAUUUAGUGCAUUAAAGAAUGCUGAUAGUGCUGGUAAAGAUUGUCCAUGUACCGCACGUAAUGAUUUAUUCCGAUUACAUAAGCGAUACAUUAUCGAGGCUGGUGGUAUCGUACAAAAUGGUGAUGUUUGUGAAAUAUCACCAUUAUUAUCGUAUGCAGGUGAAAAUCUUUCAUCUAUUGUUGAAGGUAAAGUGUUUAAUUCGCCUGUGUUGAUCAAAUCACCCGACGAAGAUUUGUAAACAAAGCAAUACCUUUUGUAAUUUUUCAAUUAAAAAUGGUUUUCAUUUUUUUUUUUGCUUUGUGAUUUCGAAAAGAAUAUUUUAUUAUCAAUUUUCUAUUUUUAAAUUUAAGCCAUGCUUCAAGAUUACUACUUAAUAAAAUUUUGAAUUGCUCGAAAAGGAUACUUUUAAAUAACGGCAUGCUCGUAACU
This is a messenger RNA of Chrysoperla carnea, 1728 nucleotides long. It is a transcript of the gene mmy, whose product is annotated as UDP-N-acetylhexosamine pyrophosphorylase. Gene Ontology annotation, biological process: UDP-N-acetylglucosamine biosynthetic process. Lineage: Eukaryota; Metazoa; Arthropoda; Insecta; Neuroptera; Chrysopidae. Gene Ontology annotation, molecular function: UDP-N-acetylglucosamine diphosphorylase activity. Bases 95 to 1537 code for a protein of 480 amino acids. The transcript has a single exon. The record is from RefSeq and is a predicted model, not a curated record.